Meloidogyne enterolobii is the source of this 4360-nucleotide messenger RNA. The record is from the annotation of a GenBank genome assembly. Lineage: Eukaryota; Metazoa; Nematoda; Chromadorea; Rhabditida; Meloidogynidae.
UAUUUACUCUUCUGGACGUUCUGAUGAAAUUUCAACAACUACGAAUUCGACAGAACAAACAAAAAUUAAAGAACUAUCUCCCAUCGAGACAAAAAUACAAACAGAACCGAAAGGUGAUCGUUUUAGUAUUGAGAAGAAAAAUAUGGAAGAAGAAGAAGAAGAACUAAAAGAAGAUGAAAAGGAUUUGAAAUUAAGAAUAAAGGAAGGGAAGGAAGAAGAAGAAAAAUCAUUUAAACACCCAAGCCUUUGUUUAGGUGAUUUUAUUGAAGAAGGGAAGGUAAUGAGGAAGAAGAAAAAAGUAAAGAGAGGGAAAGAAAGAAGAGAGGAAGAAGAAAAAGAAGUAAAGAAAAUUGAAGAAGAAGAAUCUUCUCAAGACCUUAAAACAUUGGAAGAUCUUCUUGUCGAUUCAAAACCUCUUAUUAAUUCUACUAAUUUAAUUUCUGAAUUGCCAGAAGAGCCGAUCAACUCUUUCGUUAAUAUUUACUCUUCUGGACGUUCUGAUGAAGUUUCUACUUCAACAAAAAUGGAAGAACAUAAAAUUGAUGUUCCUUCUAUUGGUCUUGUUUCAGAGGCUAAGCGACAAUUAGACAUUGAUUCUGUGCCAAUGGAAGUUGAAAAGAAGAAUGUUGGGUAUUAUGAACAAUUAUUUGCUUCACAAGAAGAGGAAACGAAGCCUGAACCUUCAGAAAAAUUAAAAGAAGCUUGUUUAUUUGGCAAUAUUUCUGAAGCAUUUAAACAGCCUGAAUUGGCUUUAACACCUUUGGAUGAUGAAAAGAAGCAUAUUGGGUAUUAUGAAAAUCUUCCACUAUCAACUGUUCAAGAAAAGCCUGAAGCUGAAGAAAAAAGCGAAGCAAAUUUUGUGCCAGAAACAAUUAAACAAACUGAAUUGCCUUUUGAAGAACCUCUUAGAGUAAUUAACGAAGAGGAAAAAGAAAAAUCGGAAGCAACAGAAAAUCUGCUUCAAAAAGAUAGCACACUCUCUAGUUCAGUUACAGAAACAACUGAGCCAUUAACUUCAAAAGAGGAAGAGAUUGAAUAUUUUAAGGAACGUUCUGAAUUUGUUUCAACAACUAAAACAGAAGAAGUUCCAAAGGAAGAAUUUAUUAAUGUUUUUGAAACAACUAAAAAGGAGAUGAUGCCAAAACCUUUGGAAGUUGAAAAGAAAUAUAUGGGUUAUUACGAACAUUUAACAACCAAGACUUUGUCUGAGACACUAAAAAUUCCACAACCAUCGAUUGUGCAAGAAAGAAAGCUUGAAUACCCCUUACUUGAGAUCUGCAAAUCAACAGGAUUGGAUAAAUCUCAAAUUGAUCAAUUUGUUAAUAUCUACUCUUCUGGACGUUCUGAUGAAACAAGAGAAGCUCCAACAAGUGAAGCUUCAAUUAACGUUCCUGAAACAACUAAACAACUAGAAAUGAAGCCAAUACCUUUGGAGGUUGAAAAGAAGCGUGUUGGGUAUUAUGAACAAUUAAUUCCUUCAAUUAUUGAAGAAGAGAAAGAGGAAAAGCCUGAAAGACCGGAAGUUCAGGAAGAAACAAUAGCUUCAGAUUUCCCUUUGUUUACAGAACAGACAGAAAUGUCAAAACCUUCAUUAGAAGCUACAGAAUUUUUGUUAGAAGCAGAACCUUUUGAACUAACAAAAACAGCUUUAGAACCAAAAGAAGAGGAGCACUUGGAAGCAAAACAACAACAAAAACAAAACGAAUUGUCAUUUAAACCUUUGGAGAUUGAAAAGAAGCAUAUUGGCCAUCAAGAAAAUUUGCUUCCUUUAAAAACGGAAGAAGCAAAGCCUGAAGCUUUGGAAGAAAAGAAGAAAGAUUCUGAGCUUUUUACUCAACAAAUUUCAAAAACUGACCUCUUCCCUUUGAAAAAGCCUUCCAUGGCUAGAAAGGAAGAGGAAAAGGAAAAGAAGGAAGAGGGUGAAGAGUUUGAAUUGAAGAAGAAAACUGAGGAAGAUAAAGAAGAAUUGAAGGAAGUUGAACAUAAGGGCCUGUGUUUAGGUGAUUUUAUUGAAGGAAAGAAGGAAAUGAGGAAGAAGAAGAAAGUAAAGAAAGGGAAAGGAAGAGGAGAAGAAAAAGAAGAAAUAAAGGAAGUGGAAGAAUUGAAACUGAAAAAGCCUGAGAAGAAAAUUGAACAACAACCAGUUUUAGAGAGUGAAGGAAGGAAAGAAACCGGAAAGGUUGAAGAGGAAGAAGGCUUUUUAUCAACUAAAGGAAGAGUGUUGGAGGAAGAAAGGAAGGAAAAAGAAGAGGAGGAACAAAAUAAGGAAGUUGAAAUAUUUGAAAGACUUCCUUCAUUUAUUGAACCUUCCAAGGAGAUGACAGAAUAUCCCAAACCUGAAGAAGAAAAUGUCUCUUAUAAAACAACUGAAAAACAUCCAGAAAUGAAGCCAAGACCUUUGGAGGUUGAAAAGAAAAAUAUUGGGUAUUAUAAAGAUCUUCCUCCUCCAUCAAUUGUUCAAGAAACGAACCCUGAAGAACUCUUAUCUGAAACUUCCAAAUCAACAGAAUUGGAUAAAUCUAAAAUUGAUCAAUUUGUUAAUAUUUACUCUUCCGGACGUUCUGAUGAAGUUUUUACCUCAACAGAAAUGGAAGAACAAAAAAUUAAACAUCCUUCUAUUGGCCAAGUCUUGGAGACUAAACGACAAUUAGACAUUGAUUCUGUGCCUAUGGAAGUUGAAAAGAAGAAUAUUGGGUAUUAUGAACAAUUAUUUGCUUCAAAUAUUGAAAAGAAGAAGCCUGAAGCUUCAGAAAAGAUAUUAGAAGAAGCUUCUUUAAUUGGCAACAUUUCUGAGGCAUUUAAACAGCCUAAAUUGGAUUCAACACCUUUGGAUAUUGAAAAAAAGAAUGUUGGGUAUUACGAAGCAUCAGUUGUUCAAGAGAGUCAAUUUAAGGAAAAAGAACUUAAAUUUGAACAAGAAAUUCAAACAAAAAAUUAUGAAGAAUUUAGUUUUGGAAGAAGAGAAAAGAUAGAGGAAGAAAAGAAGAAACCUUUGGAAUACCAAGGAAGAGAAGAACAUCCUGCCAAAUCAUCUCCAGCAUUUUUGGAGGAGGAAGAAAAAUCUUUGGCACAUCCAGGACUUUGUUUAGGUGAUUUUAUUGGAGGGAAGAAAGAAAUGGGGAAGAAGAAAAAAGUAAAGAAAGGGAAAGGAAGAAGAGAAGAAGAAAAAGGAUUGGAAGAAGAAAAAGGAUUGAAGGAAUUGCAACAGAAAAAGCCUGAGAAGAAAAUUGAACAACAACUAGUUUUAGAGAGUAAAGGAAAGCAAGAAACCGGAAAGGUUAGAGAAAGCUCGAAGGAUUCUGUAGAGGAAGAAAGCUCUGAAAAAAGGGUAGUUAAAGAAAGGAAGGAAGAAGUGGAGCAAUUAAACACACAGAUCACAAUAUCUGAAAGACUUCCUUCAUUUGUCGAAUCUUCCCAAGAAGAUGAGGCCGUAAAGAUGACUGAAGAAGCUUCUUCUUAUGAAGCAACUAAACAAACAGAAAUGGAUUUAAUGCCUUUAGAAGUUGAAAAUAAACAUGUUGAGCAUUACUUGGAUCUUUUGCCUUCUACUACAACCCACAAGGAUGAAGAAAAGAAAAUUGAAGAAAAAGAAGGCUCAUUAUCAAUUAAAGGAAGAGUAUUGGAUGAAGAACGGAAGGAAAAAGAAGAGGAGAAAUUGAAGGAGCUUGAAUCUGUUGACUUGAAUGAACCUUCCAGACCUAUUUUAGAGAUGGAGGUGAUUAGAGAAAGUGAAAAGGUGGAGGAAGGGUCUUUUCCGGAAAGAAUAAUAGAAGUAGUAGAAGGAGAAGAGAAAAAAGAAGAUUUUGAGGAAGAGGAAGAAAAGUCAAAAGAAAGUUUUCCUAAUUUAGAGGAGGAACAAAAGAAGGAAGAAUUUAUUCUUUCAAAAUUAUACUCUGAUAGAGUGGAAGGAGGCGAAGAAUUGCUUGAAGAAUUAAUUCCUUCUUCAAGUCAAAUGAAAGAAAAAGGGCAACAGAGAUUGGAAGAAUUAACAAUUUUUGAUCAACAACAACCAAGUACUUCUACAAUAACAACGAAACAACAUUUAGAGCCGGAUUAUGAUAUUGAAGCUGCCGCAGAAAUGUUUGCUGCAGCUUUUCCUAAUAGAGAACCUAAAGAUGUUUUGAGAGAACAUGGAAUUACUGACUUGGAGUUGGUUUUGGAUGAGGAAUCUGAAGAGGAGGAAUAUGAAAUUGAAUCUCUACCUGGCAGCAUAAUUUAUCCAGAUGGAGAAACACCUGAAUCUCCAGUGCCCGAUGAUCCUCGACAAGGCGAUAGAGUAUCCAGAUCAUCACAAGAAUUGGAUGACAGAUCGCGUUGGAGGCGUGUUUUACGGACUGCUUUGCCUUUACAAGUAAAUUGA